This is a messenger RNA of Rhinichthys klamathensis goyatoka, 1210 nucleotides long. RefSeq names its product solute carrier family 25 member 17-like (gene slc25a17l). The coding region runs from base 134 to 1072 and encodes 312 amino acids. Lineage: Eukaryota; Metazoa; Chordata; Actinopteri; Cypriniformes; Leuciscidae. The record is from RefSeq and is a predicted model, not a curated record. The transcript has 9 exons. Gene Ontology annotation, cellular component: mitochondrial inner membrane; peroxisomal membrane. Gene Ontology annotation, biological process: mitochondrial ATP transmembrane transport; mitochondrial ADP transmembrane transport. Gene Ontology annotation, molecular function: ATP:ADP antiporter activity; FMN transmembrane transporter activity; coenzyme A transmembrane transporter activity.
GUUAUUCUACUGUCGCCACCCGACAAUGAAUAUGAAUUAAUCUGAGAGUUAUUAGUUAUGACUGUCAGCUAAUUUACAUAAAGCCAAGACGCUGCAAUCAGUUUGUUUGGACUGAACAGAGAGUAAAAGCGAGAUGUCAGACAGCGGCAGAUCAGUUGCCCUGCUGUCAUAUGAGACACUUGUGCAUGCGGUGGCAGGCGCAAUGGGCAGUGUGACAGCAAUGACAGUGUUUUUCCCUCUGGACACAGCCAGGAUCAGACUUCAGGUGGAUGAGAACCGGAAGUCCCAGUCCACCCCCAUUAUCCUGGCUGAGAUCGCGAAGGAGGAAGGCAUAUUGUCUCUGUAUCGAGGCUGGUUUCCGGUCAUUUCUAGCCUGUGCUGCUCUAACUUUGUUUACUUCUACACAUUCAACACCCUGAAGAGAGUGAUGGUCUCGGACCGGCCCAAGCCUGCCACAGAUUUGCUCAUGGGCUUCAUAUCAGGCGCUGUUAAUGUGCUCCUGACGACUCCCAUGUGGGUGGUGAACACACGACUGAAGCUUCAGGGGGCAAAGUUCAGGAACGAAGAGCUCCAUCAGACCCACUAUAAGGGCAUAUUUGAUGCCUUCUCCCAGAUAAUAUCCAGCGAGGGAGUGGGAGCGCUGUGGAACGGGACGCUGCCGUCUCUCGUGCUGGUGUUCAACCCCGCUGUGCAGUUCAUGUUCUACGAGGCUAUGAAACGAAGAGCGGGACGUGGAGGCAGGAAGAUAUCAUCCCUUGAGAUCUUUCUCAUCGGUGCCAUCGCCAAAGCUGUUGCAACAUCUGCAACGUAUCCCCUGCAAACGGUGCAGGCCAUUCUGAGGUUUGGCCAGUAUAAAUCAGAUGGUAAAGGGGGUCUAGUGGGCAGCCUGAGGAACGUGGCGUCUUUGCUCAUGGACCGGAUCAAGAGACAUGGGCCGCUGGGCUUGUAUAAAGGCCUGGAGGCGAAGCUGCUGCAGACGGUGCUGACGGCGGCCCUCAUGUUAGUGGUGUACGAGAAGAUCACCGGCGCCACCUUCAAACUCAUGGGCCUUCAGAGGAAACUCGAGCACUGAGACACCGUAGCCUUCAUUCAUGACUACCUCUCUAACACACACCCUCAGGAGGAGCUCCACAUAUCCCAUCAGCCACUGCUCCACGAGCAUGAUUCAGUCCCGCCUUAACACAGGUCAGUUUAAAGCAAGAAAAAAGGC